Messenger RNA from Cordyceps militaris CM01, 363 nucleotides. RefSeq lists its product as uncharacterized. The record is from RefSeq and is a predicted model, not a curated record. The transcript has 2 exons. Bases 1 to 363 code for a protein of 120 amino acids. NCBI's taxonomy places the organism in Eukaryota, Fungi, Ascomycota, Sordariomycetes, Hypocreales, Cordycipitaceae.
AUGUAUCGAUUUCUUCAAGUUGCCAAGGCUAGUACAAAAGCUAUUCUGCACGGUGAAAUGAAAGGGGAUAGAGGGCUGAAGACGGACAAGGAUGCUGGCGCGGGUCCCCGGAAGAUUCUCAACGAGCCAAGGGACACAACUUGCAUCCGGGGCUGGCUCCCCGUUCCAUGGAAACAAGAUGAUGCGUGUCAAAGAAAAAAGAAGGCGCGCCGCCGGCGGAGGGGGUGUAUGUCAAGCCUGGCGCCAUUUGCAACAACAAACAUGCACGGAUUGGCGUCGGCCUUUUCUGGCAGCCACCGCGCGAAAGCCGAGCAUCGAGGCUGGCCGGUGGACAACGUGUUGAAAUCAAAGAACCAAGUUUGA